Messenger RNA from Kazachstania africana CBS 2517, 648 nucleotides. It is a transcript of the gene CSE4, whose product is annotated as centromeric DNA-binding histone H3-like protein CSE4. The coding region runs from base 1 to 648 and encodes 215 amino acids. The transcript has a single exon. Gene Ontology annotation, molecular function: structural constituent of chromatin; DNA binding; protein heterodimerization activity. Gene Ontology annotation, cellular component: nucleosome. The record is from RefSeq and is a predicted model, not a curated record. NCBI's taxonomy places the organism in Eukaryota, Fungi, Ascomycota, Saccharomycetes, Saccharomycetales, Saccharomycetaceae.
AUGCAGAGUCAGCAAUGGGAGCAGUCGAAUGUGAAUAGAGGUUUGCUCGAGGAGCAAGAGUUGAUCAAUGAGAGGGCGAAUUUGUUAUUACAGAGGACGAGAGAACGGAGGAAUCUGUUGUUGCAAGGUACGGGAGAGCAUGGGAAUUUACUGUUACAAGGUACAACAGAUUUGUUGCCCCGUUCAGAGGAUAGAAGGCGAUAUGAGCAUGUGGAUAUGGAUAUAAUUGGUGACGAGAAGGGGAUGAACAACAAGGAGAAGAAGAAGAAGAAGAAGAAGAAGAAGAGACAUGAGAAAAAGAUCGAAUCGAAGAUUAGGAAAAUUCAAAAAGAAAGAAGUAAAGAGAAGAAGUAUACCCCAAGUAGUUUGGCAUUGUAUGAAAUUAGAAAGUAUCAGGGAUCGACAGACUUACUAAUAUCAAAGAUACCCUUUGCGAGACUUGUGAAGGAAGUCAGCGAUGAGUUUACGUAUCGAGACGAGAACCUUCACUGGCAAUCUAUGGCGAUCGUAGCAUUACAAGAGGCGAGCGAAGCUUACUUGGUGGGGCUAUUGGAACAUGCAAAUUUACUAGCCCUACAUGCUAAAAGGGUUACACUCAUGAAAAAAGACGUACAACUGGCACGAAGAAUCAGAGGUCAAUUUAUAUAG